AAGACUGGAUGACUUAACCCGACGGAGCCGCCGGUGGGAGGCUCGGGCGGGCGCCGGUGUCCGCGUAGGCCCUGCUCGCCCAGCCGCCGCCGCCCGCCCGGUGACCAUGAUAGUAUUUGUCAGGUUCAACUCCAGCCAUGGUUUCCCAGUGGAGGUCGAUUCUGACACCAGCAUCUUCCAGCUCAAGGAAGUGGUUGCUAAGCGACAGGGGGUUCCAGCUGACCAGCUGCGUGUGAUUUUUGCUGGGAAGGAGCUUCAGAAUGGCCUGACGGUGCAGGGCUGUGACCUGGAACAGCAGAGCAUCGUUCACAUUGUGCAGAGACCGUGGAGGAAAGAUCAGGAAACAAAUGCCUCUGAAGGGGACAAAGCCCGAAACACCUUGGGGGGCUCUGCUCGGGAGCCCAAGAGUUUGACCCGAGUGGACCUCAGCAGCUACAUCCUGCCAGCGGACUCGGUGGGGCUGGCGAUUGUUCUGGACCCAGACAGUAGGACUGGUUCUGCCAUAGCCAGCAAUCCAGCAGUUAAACCAACCUACAACAGCUUCUAUGUCUACUGUAAAGGCCCCUGUCACAGGGUCCAGCCGGGAAAGCUCCGAGUUCAGUGCGGCACCUGCAAACAAGCGACCCUCACCUUGGCCCAGUUGAGAAGACCAGGGCUUAAAGAGAUUCAGGCAUUUAUCCAAGAAAACCACAGCCUGUGGAACGGGAGUUUGAAUCUGGACAGGCUUCAUCUAGGCUGCCAGACUUUGGCCAGCUCCUUCCAAAGAAGCAGAAGCCUUCGUUCCCUCUACCUCAGUCGUUCAGAGGUGAACCCAUUCCCAACUCAGGGCAUCACUCCGCAUGAAGUCCCAGCAGCCUGUUCUCCUGGACCAUUCCGAAGAGAGAUGAUCUGGUGUUAGGCAAAGGUCCUGGUUCCCGCCCUUCUCACAUGCUUUCCUCAGGACCACCCAAGAUUAAUUGUUCGCCAGGAGUCUGCUUGCUUGGAAAGCUGCCCUCCCAUCUUCGUAAUGAAUUAAACUCUUGGAAUAUAUCUAAGCUUACUUUCAAAUUGUAGCAUCAGAUGUUUCUGCCCAAGUGUGGGUUUCUCCCCUCUGUGCUCUUUGUCAU
Molecule: messenger RNA, 1106 nt
Organism: Nannospalax galili (Upper Galilee mountains blind mole rat)
Lineage: Eukaryota; Metazoa; Chordata; Mammalia; Rodentia; Spalacidae
Product: E3 ubiquitin-protein ligase parkin-like
Exons: 7
Coding region: 107-898 (263 amino acids)
Biological process (GO): ubiquitin-dependent protein catabolic process
Cellular component (GO): cytosol; mitochondrion
Molecular function (GO): ubiquitin-protein transferase activity; polyubiquitin modification-dependent protein binding
Source: RefSeq, a predicted model, not a curated record